UUUACGCGACCACAACCAGUUCCUCAAAGCUGGUCCUAAGGGUCGCACUCAGUCAUGUAAUUGCAUACACACAAUCCACAUCCCAAAGCAGCUAAAAACAACGUCGUUUGCAAGAAUGAGUAAAUCAGGAAGCUCCAGCGGAAACAUGAGCCAGGGAAGCUCCGGCAGCGAUGUGCCGAACAACCCUCCACCUAUCCAGGGUAUUUACGCGACCAACAACCAGUUCCUCAAAGCUGGUCCUAAGGGUUUCAUCCACGUCAAGGUUCUGGAGAACGACAACCUCCACGUGCGCGUCGACUUGCCAGGCGUUCCAGACGACGGCGUUCGCCACAGAGUCGACGCCGUGAGAAAAAAGCUUGUGUUUUUCUCCGGCGAAACUCCCGCCGGCAACCAAAGGGAAGGCGUUCGUGAGUACUCCGGAUCCGCCGGUUUAGGUUGUGACUGCUGCGAGAUCACCGGCGUGGAUGCCAAGAUGAAAGACGGAGUCUUGAGGAUGAUUGUUUCAAGGGUCAAGGUGAAAGACCAUGACAAGAAGUGUACUCACACAGUUCCUCCUAACGCAGGUAAGUCUGGGAGACUCCUUGAGGAUCACCCCUUUCUGGUGAAAGGUCGUAAGGGAGCGGUCGUUGGAGUACCAUUACCCGGCGAUGGUCUCUACUUCGCAGUGGAUAUACCUGGUGUUUGUUGUGAUGAUGUGGAAGUGCUUGCUAAUGAGCAUGAAGUCAGGUUCUACGCAGAGGUUAAGAACGUGGACGAGCAUGAUGAGAGUGGCCGUGUUUACUUGGGAUGUGUCAUCAGUUGUUCUUCCUCUUCUGACCCUCUGCCUUCGAUUUUGACCCAGACGAUAGCCUACGACGCAGAGUUUGGUGUUCUCAAAAUUGUCAUUGCACCUCGCAACAGUACCAACAGCGAGUGAUCAUAUGAUUCUCUCUACUACGUCUGUUUAUCUAUCUAUCUUUUUUUAUUUUGGAAGAACCUUUUGUUUGACUACUAGUUUUCUUUGUUUACGUUGAGACAACUGUGGUUCUUUUGUGUUUACUCUGGUAUCUGGUGAUUUGAUUUCAGUUC
Molecule: messenger RNA, 1068 nt
Organism: Raphanus sativus (radish)
Lineage: Eukaryota; Viridiplantae; Streptophyta; Magnoliopsida; Brassicales; Brassicaceae
Exons: 3
Coding region: 116-916 (266 amino acids)
Source: RefSeq, a predicted model, not a curated record